Messenger RNA from Cotesia glomerata, 380 nucleotides. RefSeq lists its product as uncharacterized. The coding region runs from base 1 to 378 and encodes 125 amino acids. The transcript is spliced from 3 exons. The record is from RefSeq and is a predicted model, not a curated record. NCBI's taxonomy places the organism in Eukaryota, Metazoa, Arthropoda, Insecta, Hymenoptera, Braconidae.
AUGGAGCCGGAGAGCCAGAUAGCGGUAACUUCGUGUAGCCCAUCACCAGUCAAAAAGAUUGACAAGAUUGAUAAGAUUGAUGAUGGCUCUACGACAGAAAAUAUAUUAUUAGUCCAAUUAAAAUUGAUUGAAAUUAAAGAACCUUUGGCAAAAUCGAGUAAUUACGAUUGGCGUGAAAGUGGAAAUGACCCGAAUCUUGCUAAGUUCAACAGUAUGUUCUUAAUAACCAUCAAUGAAGAAAAUUUGAACAGAGACAAGAAUUGUACCGGCAAAUGCGAUUCACUCGAUGAUAGUGGAAGAGCAAGUGCUCGUUCUUUAAACGACUCGAACCAAUGUGCUGGUGAUCUUAUAAACUGCUGGUUUCAUAGUGUAAGUUAAAA